Messenger RNA from Arachis duranensis, 771 nucleotides. RefSeq lists its product as uncharacterized. The coding region runs from base 1 to 771 and encodes 256 amino acids. Lineage: Eukaryota; Viridiplantae; Streptophyta; Magnoliopsida; Fabales; Fabaceae. The record is from RefSeq and is a predicted model, not a curated record. The transcript has 2 exons.
AUGAUGUUGAUCAAAUUCUUUGAAGAGCCCUUGCCCAUUCCAUUUCCAACUAUAGCCAAGAAAGCAAACAAGCAAAAAGAUCUUGACCCCACUGUGGUGGAAAUUUUUGAGAAAGUUAAAGUUACCGUCCCUCUCUUUCAAGCCAUUCAACAAGUGCCGAAAUAUGCUAAGUUUCUCAAAGAUGUGUGCACUCACAAAGACAAGCUUGGUAACCUCAACAAAAAGCCCGUAGAUGAUUCUAUCUCUUCUUUACUUCCUGAAAAAUGCAAUGAUCCCGGCCCAUGUUUGGUGACUUGUUUAAUUGGUAGGAUUAAGUUCAUAGACUGUAUGUGUGAUUUGGGGGCAUCUGUGAGCAUCAUGCCACUCCCCAUCUAUGAAAGAUUGAACUUAUCUCUCCUAAAGAGGUCCGGGGCGAGGUUUGUAUUACCCGACAAGAGUAUUGUGUCAGUUAUGGGGAUUGCAGAGAAUGUCAUAGUGAAUAUUCAAGGAUUGCUCUCUCCAGUUGAUUUUCACAUUUUGAAAACCCUUCCCAUUGACUCAACCAAGCCAUCAUCAAUACUCCUUGGAAGACCAUUCUUGAAGACGGCCCGUUUCAGGCUAGAUGCACACUCGGGAGUCUAUUCUUUGGAGUCGGAUGUUGAAGACGAAUUGAGUGAAGAAUGCAACGAGCAAGGAAAAGAGAAUAGUGCCAAGGAGUCAAAUUCAAAGGAUCAUGUUCAACCAAAGCAAGCCAAGGAGUUGGAGAUUUUCCUCCUUAGGGAAAUUUCUUAA